GUCUGUCACUCGUCUGUCUGUGCUCUCCACUAUCCGUCGUCGCGGUGGUUUGCAGUGCGCACGCGGAAAGGUCAAUAGCUUGUAUUGUUGUGAUGACGCAAUCGGCCUACAACAAACUGAAAAUGGCAGCCGUGGACCAGGGGUUGUUCCUCAUCCAAGAAGUGAUUAUAACACUGAAACGAUGCGAAAGUAUUUUGGCAAUUAUUGGAUUGUUUUACGUCGGUAAAACAGCCGCAGUUGUGGGCCUCAAACUGCUGGAGGGCAUUCGUGUACACAUCCUGUCCCAUUUACGCUGGCAGGACUUCAGGAAGUACGGAGAGUGGGCCGUCGUGACUGGAGGCACUGACGGCAUUGGAAAGCAGUAUGCACGAGAGCUGGCCAGGAGGGGCCUCAACAUCAUCCUUGUUAGCCGUAACAUGGACAAACUCAAGACCACUGCUCAGGAACUUGAAGACGAGUUUCGCGUACGAACCUGCGUAAUUCAAGCAGACCUCAGCAAAGGCCGUGAGAUCUAUAACGAUAUCGGAAGGCAGCUUCAGGGGAAAGAGAUUGGUAUCCUCGUGAACAAUGCAGGAGUGAUGUACGACUCGCCGAGCUUGUUUCUCAAUGUUCCCGAGCAGAAAUUGGUGGAAAGUGUUAACAUCAACAUGAUGGCUGUGAUGAUGAUGACAUAUCUUAUUCUUCCACAAAUGGUGCAGAGGAAAAAAGGCAUUGUGGUAAACGUGUCGUCCAUAUCCGCCUUCUACCCACUUCCGCUCAUGGCGGUCUACUCUGCAUCCAAGGUGUUUGUCGACUGGUUCUCCAUGGCCCUAGACUACGAGUACAAGGACAAAGGAAUCAUUGUGCAGAGCCUCAUACCGUCCUAUAUCUCCACAAAACUAGUUCGCUUCAGCAAUUUCCUCAGCACGCCAAGCAUUGUGGUACCCGAUGCAGAAACGUUUGUGCGAAGCUCCCUGCACACGAUAGGUGUCUCCAAGCGCACCACUGGGUUCUGGUCUCAUGGUCUCCAGUACUGGAUGUAUGAACAUGUUCCCCAGUGGGCGUGGAACCUUACUUCGUGGAUGAUGUUCAAGGUCAUUGACAACACUCCGAAGCCAAAGUCUCACUGACAUUUCUCCUCGCUGCAUUCUUUUGUACUUGUGGUGGGUCACAACCCGCCCCUGUUUAAGGCAUCCAGUUAAUGGACAGAAAAAGAAAGAUUCAGCUUUGGAUUGCGUGACUUCCAAUGUGGUGUCGGGCUGUCUUUAGCAGUACCUGUACUACAGGUAUUUCCACUUGCUCAACUCUCAAGCAGCAGCACUUGUGCUGUUGCAAUAUUACAAUGAGGUGAAAGUGUAUUUACAGGCAGCAGGCAUUUUUUUUUACUUGUUCUUUCCCCCCCAUUGUUCUAUAUUUAUUGCACCGUACCCGAGAACCAUGUUUUAUGGUUGGAACAGUGCAACAAAGCACUGUAUUUGAGAAGCGACAGACGUGUGCUGUAUUUAAUAAUUGUAUUUAAUAAAUGUAUACCAUACUGA
This is a messenger RNA of Ornithodoros turicata, 1517 nucleotides long. RefSeq names its product inactive hydroxysteroid dehydrogenase-like protein 1. Gene Ontology annotation, cellular component: mitochondrion. The record is from RefSeq and is a predicted model, not a curated record. Lineage: Eukaryota; Metazoa; Arthropoda; Arachnida; Ixodida; Argasidae. The coding region runs from base 93 to 1109 and encodes 338 amino acids. The transcript has 8 exons.